This is a messenger RNA of Spinacia oleracea (spinach), 2254 nucleotides long. RefSeq names its product phosphatidylinositol 3,4,5-trisphosphate 3-phosphatase and protein-tyrosine-phosphatase PTEN2A. Lineage: Eukaryota; Viridiplantae; Streptophyta; Magnoliopsida; Caryophyllales; Amaranthaceae. Gene Ontology annotation, cellular component: cytosol. The coding region runs from base 308 to 2071 and encodes 587 amino acids. The record is from RefSeq and is a predicted model, not a curated record. The transcript has 13 exons. Gene Ontology annotation, biological process: dephosphorylation. Gene Ontology annotation, molecular function: phosphatidylinositol-3,4,5-trisphosphate 3-phosphatase activity.
AUAAAAACCAGAACGGGAACGACAUGAUCAAACACGUCAAACGACACAAGUCCGCGCAAUAAGUUCAAAUCACCUCCUCCCACGACUGAGAAGUCGCGCCUUUUUCCGAUCAUAAUCGCACUACAACCACCAUUCCCCACCACCGUUUCACGAUCUGAACAAUGCCUGAACCCUAAUUUUCUAAUUGCGAUCAUCUCAACGGAUUCACCAGUUCAACUGAUCUACGCUGUCGGAUCUUCGAGAUCAUUUUCCCAUAUGAAGUGGAGCUUAAGUGCUGACAUGGACUGCAUGCUUUUGCGUAGGAAACAUGGAAACUACAGAUCCUUCGCCGCCACCAUUGGAGAAAAGUUCAGAUGUUCAAUCUUCUGCUCUUACCGGCACUGGUGGACAAGGCAAUCCUGCAAAUUCCUCCCCAUCUACCUCUAGUAUAAAUUCUUUGGCCAAAAGCCUGAAUAUAUCACAGGCUUCAGGGGAGGUUGUGGGAGAAUCACAAACUGGUGGUGCAAGAUCAACAUUUGCACGUUUAACAAGUGGGCUUGGAUUGCGUUUACCGGCAUCAAAUCCUGUUGCUGACAGAGAUGCUCCAAAAGAUACAGCCGCUGGCCGAGCUGGUGUUUUUGAUUCAUUGACAAAAGGGUUUGUUGAUUCAUCUCGCAGUGCUGUAAAGGCUGUACAGGCCAAAGCACGUCAUAUGGUCUCGCAAAAUAAGCGGAGGUACCAGGAAGGAGGAUUUGAUCUGGAUUUGACGUACAUCACGGAGAAUAUUAUAGCUAUGGGAUUCCCUGCUGGUGACAUCAGUUCUGGACUUUUUGGAUAUGUCGAGGGGCUCUACAGAAACCAUAUGGAUGAGGUGAUUAGGUUUUUUGAGACUCACCAUCAGGGCAAAUACAAAGUCUAUAAUCUUUGUUCAGAGAGGCUAUAUGAUGCAUCACUUUUCGAGGGGAAGGCUGCAUCGUUCCCAUUUGAAGACCAUAACUGUCCGCCUAUUCACCUCAUCUCCUUGUUUUGUCAAAGUGCCUAUACAUGGUUGAAGGCGGAUGUUGAUAACGUAGUUGUAGUUCACUGUAAAGCUGGUUUGGGGAGAACAGGACUAAUGAUUUCUAGUCUACUUCUGUAUCUAAAGUUUUGCCCAACAGCAGAUGAAUCUAUUGACUUGUUCAAUCGGAAAAGAUGUGUAGAUGGAAAGGGUCUUGUACUUCCAAGUCAGAUUAGAUACGUCAAAUAUUUCGAGCGCAUCUUGAAGGACUAUAAUGGUGAUAAUCCUACUGGACGCAAGUAUAUGCUCAGAGGAUUUCGACUUCACAAGUGCCCUUAUUGGAUUAGGCCAUCAAUUACCAUCUCCGACCACAACGGGAUUCUUUUCACCACAAAAAAACAUUCAAAGACCAAGGAUCUGCUGCCCGAAGAUUUUUGGAUGAACUCUUCUAGGAAGGGGAUAGUGGUGUUUGCUUUACCAGGAGAGCCGGGUCUGACAGAGUUGGCAGGUGACUUUAAAAUUCACUUUCAAGAUCGGCAUGGAGAUUUCUACUGUUGGUUUAAUACAACAAUGGUGGAGAACAAAAUAAUCAUAAAUAGCGAUGAUCUUGAUGGUUUUGACAAGAGAAAGCUUCCUUCACCUACAUUCCAGGUGGAGAUAGUGAUGAUUGAUUACGAUGGCACACUUCCAAAAAAGCCGAACACUGAUCAGGUAAAAACAAGGCUUGAUCCGAGCUCAGAACACUCUUCAUCCAGCAACAACAAUGGUGGUGUUGUCAUACAAAAUACAGAGAAAUCAUCUGAAAAAGAAGACAAAGAUGAUGUAUUCUCUGACAGUGAUGGAGAAGAAGGUGGAUCAACCAGAACUAACCAGGUUCAAGCUUCUGCAGCUGAAACUGUUUCCAAUAAUCAAGUUUCUGUCAACAAUACAGAACCAGCUCAAAAUAGAAGCAGUAACUCUGAUGAUGGAGUUGGAAAAUCUGCAUCAACUGUUGAAGCACCAAAGUCAGGUUCAUCUAUCACUAAUGAUUUCAAGGCCAUUGCAGCUGAUGCUUCUGUUUUCAGUUUUGGGGAUGAAGACUCUGAAAGUGAAUAAAAACAGAAAGAAUUGCAUUUUAUUUUUCACCUUGCAUAAUCUUGAGUAAUUGCUUCAGUCGAAAAUUUUAUUGUAAAGGCAUCAAUUUCAUUGCCCGACAUAAUGUACCAACAUUUAUGUGAUUUUGAUUGGUAAAUCUUGUAUCUACUUUAUUAGCUAUAAUAUAAGUUAAUUGUUUGAAAA